Molecule: messenger RNA, 348 nt
Organism: Prunus armeniaca (apricot)
Lineage: Eukaryota; Viridiplantae; Streptophyta; Magnoliopsida; Rosales; Rosaceae
Source: the annotation of a GenBank genome assembly
AUGGCGCAACACCUUUAUAAGGUCAUACAGAGUCUAGCUAAUCUAGUGCAACAGUAUUUUAGGCUGGAUGGGACACCAGGCAGUUUUUAUGAGUACACCAGGCAAGUAAAGGUUUCAUCGGAAAUACUUCACAAGGGAAGUGUGGGACCACAAGGAAUUGAAGUUCAUGAAGUUGGUACAGUUGGUAUAGAGGAGCUACGAGUGCAUUUUACUCCUUACUUGUGGCCUGUGAGCUCUGCAGAAAAUAAAAAAGGCCAAUCGUAUUGGGAGAAGCAUGCAUGCCUCAAGCCUGGCCAGGUGUCUCACAUAAUGAGUGAGUGUCCUUUCCUUAGGGAUGUUGAUAGCUAA